CAGAGAGCUAAUAGAAUCCAGGAGAGAAGUGAGGUUGCUUGACUCCAACGACACAGUGUUUGAGUCUCCUUGCGCACACAGACACCUGCGAGUGAACCUCUCUUGUCAGGAGGAUCCUGCAGCAACAAAAAGAAAAGAAAAGAAAAGAAAAGGAGGAGCUCAAGCAGAUACAAGCCUCACACAAGGUGUGCAGGAUUUACACAAGCAGACCCGAGACAUGGAGGAGAGAGAUUGUCCGUCUGGGAGUUAUUUUGUGCACAGGGAGAUUCUGGAUGAGCUGCGUCUAGAUGAAGUGGCCCAAAAAGGGACUUGGUCCACUCAACCACCCCUGGGUGAACGGAUGAAGGAGUCCCUGAGGUGUUCAGUGCCCAGGCUGAAGAACACCGUGCAGAGCUGGGUGCCUGUUCUUGAAUGGCUGCCUAAAUACUCCAUCAGGGAAAAUGCUGUGGGAGACCUGAUCUCUGGCUGCAGUGUGGGCAUCAUGCACCUGCCUCAGGGCAUGGCUUAUGCUCUUCUGGCUUCCUUACGGCCCGUGUUUGGCCUGUACACGUCUUUCUACCCCGUACUGGUCUACUUCAUCUUUGGUACUUCCAGACACGUCUCCAUUGGUACGUUUGCCGUGAUAAGCAUCAUGGUUGGGAGUGUGACAGAAAGGCUGGCACCUGACAGUAACUUUAUCGUAAAUGGCACCAACAGCUCUGUGGACUUUGAUGCUCGAGACGCCUCCAGAGUACAGAUAGCAUGUUCCCUCACAGUCUUGACAGGAAUCUUACAGAUCUUUUUGGGUGUGAUCAGGUUUGGUUUCGUGGUCACCUACUUGUCUGAGCCACUGAUUCGUGGCUACACGACAGGAUCAGCGUGUCACGUGUGUGUGUCACAGCUCAAGUAUCUGUUUGGAGUCACGCCGGCUCGAUUCACCGGUCCUCUCUCCAUCAUCUAUACUAUGGUGGACAUUUGUCGCCUGCUGCCUCAGACUCAGGUGCCGGAGCUGGUCGUCAGCCUGGUGUCUCUCUUUGUUCUCAUCGUGGCCAAAGAAAUCAACGACUGCUACAAAAAGAAGCUGCCCAUUCCCAUCCCUAUAGAACUGAUAGUUAUCGUAGCAGCGACAAUCAUCAUCCACUUCUGUGAUCUGAGCACUAAAUACAGCAUAGAUGUGGUUGGAAUGAUUCCCAGUGGGCUCAACGCUCCCCAGGUUCCACAGGCCAGUUGGUUCUUAGAGGUGAUCGGUGACGCAUUUGCUUUGGCCAUUGUGGGCUAUGCCAUCAACAUUUCCCUUGGCAAGACAUUUGCUCUCAAAUAUGGCUACAAGGUGGACAGCAACCAGGAGCUGGUGGCUCUGGGUCUCAGUAACACCGUGGGCAGCUUUUUUCAGUGCUACUCUGUGACCUGCUCAUUGUCUCGCAGCCUCAUCCAAGAGAGCACAGGGGGCAAGACACAAGUUGCGGGAGUGAUUUCAUCCGUCAUUGUGCUGAUCACAGUUUUGAAAAUAGGUGCUCUCUUUGAAGACCUCCCCAAGGCCGUUUUAUCUACGAUAGUGUUUGUGAAUUUGAAGGGAAUGUUCAAACAGUUCAUGGAUGUGCCAAUGCUCUGGAGGACCAACAAGGUUGAUCUGCUGGUGUGGCUGGUAACGUUUCUGUGCACCAUCCUGUUCAACUUAGACUUGGGUUUGGCCAUCUCCGUUGGCUUCUCCAUGCUCACCGUCAUCUUCAGAACGCAGAGACCCCGUUACUCUGUCUUAGGGCUGGUGUCAGGCACUGAGUUAUAUCUAGACACCGAGAGCUACAGGGAGGCUAAAGAGAUUCCAGGAAUCAAAAUCUUCCAUUCAUCUGCGACUAUCUACUAUACAAAUGCUGAGAUGUACUUGGAGGCCCUGCAAGAGAAGAGUGAAAUUGAUAUUGGGAAGCUGCUGACGGCAAAGAAGAAGCGAAAGGAGGAGUUGAAGCGCAAACAGGAGAAAGAGAAAAAGAAAGAGAACGCAGAGAAAAAAGCAGCCAGACACUUGACCAACGGUGCACACUACUUGAAAAAUGAAGAAAAAGCCUCUGAAGGAUUGAAUGGACAGAGUCAAGUGAACGGCGCAGCCAUCUCCCUGACAGAAGCCUCUGCAAAUGGGCUCAGUAAAGGAAACAUUAACUGGGCUUACCAGCACGACACGACCACGGUGGACUCAGACUCAGAAGCAGGUUUCCACGUCGACGACAGCGUCAAGCAGGCGUCGCACUGUGGAGACGAGGAGGAGGGAAGGAGCAGCGGAGCACGCACACACAGCAUCAUCCUAGACAUAUCGACCACCGGCUUUGUGGAUACAGUGACGACGAACACGUUGAAAAAUAUCUUCAGGGACUUUGGGGAGGUUGACGUGGACGUUUAUCUCGCCGGCUGCCAAGCCUGUGUGGUGGAGCAGCUGGAAACUGCAGCUUUCUUCUCCGAGUUGAUCCCGAAGACCAUGUUGUUUGUCACGGUCCACGACGCGGUGAUUCACAUUCUCCAGAAAAAGCAGCAGAGGGACCUCAUGCGAGAUAUUUGCUGCAACACUCAGAUGUAACCAUCAGGGGUCAGACUGUCCCAGCUCUCACCACCUUCCUCCUCCUCUCUGGUUCCACUCCUCACCAUUGGUCUUCAUUGUCUCCUCCCCCUUUCAGUGGGGGAGAAUGCACCACCUUGACGUGGCGGCUGGUUGCCAUGGAAACACAGGGAGCCGUUGCCAUGACAACAGGCUUUUUAUGAUAUCGCCUAAUGAGAUCGCAGGCAAUACGUCAUUGCAGCUCUGUCUCUCGCGCUGUGGUGUGUGUGUGUGUGUGUGUGUGUGAGAGAAUGUAACAGACUGAAAGAAGUCUUUAUUUAUAGCCUGUGUGACAUAGUAGAGAGAGAGAGUGAAAGGGCCAGACAGACAGAUGAUGUGUUUGUGUCCACCUGCUGUGGAUUAUUGAGACAAUUAAAAAGCCCUCACCCCAAAUCAAGGCCAAUGUCUGCCGGCAUGAAUCAAUAAAAUGUAAAUAUUAGUCAUGAACAGGGAAAGACUGUGCCCUCUGGGAGGGCUCCCUAAUCCUCACACUAACACCCAUUUUGCUCAGAACACCCACAAGAAAAGAGCUGAGCAGCAGAUAUGGUAUAAUCCGUGCAGCUGUGUGGGUGUAUUUACAGUCAGCUGGGCUUUUUUCAUGCGUCUCAUUCUUCUGACAGUUCAUGCUCCCCAUGCUUCCAUUUUUAGGCUCCAUUCUUAUCUGAUGUAUUAUAGCUGUUUUUGUAUUUCGUGAAGUGUCUGUGGUGUCAUACCUAUAUGUAUUUAAGGGCUUUGGACCACUUGUCCAAUUGUAUUCUGUUCAGCUGUUAAAAGUUUUUUAUAUAUACACACAUAUCUACAGUAUAUAUAUAUAUAUACACACACAUACACAUAUAUACAUAUAUACACACACACGUUUAUAUAGCUUUGUGUUGGAAGCCCAUUAGUUCCGUAAAUUGGAAACAUUUGUGUCUUAAACAGAUAGUUCAGGUAAAUAGUUAACCUCAUGUAAUCUCUGCCCACUUUAGAAUAUGUUCAUCUUGCAAACAGCUGAAUCCAAAGCCCAUAAACAAAAUAAAUGAUUUUACAUCACAA
Solea senegalensis (Senegalese sole) is the source of this 3598-nucleotide messenger RNA. RefSeq names its product solute carrier family 26 member 6-like. Gene Ontology annotation, cellular component: membrane. Gene Ontology annotation, biological process: transmembrane transport. The transcript is spliced from 19 exons. The coding region runs from base 218 to 2545 and encodes 775 amino acids. Lineage: Eukaryota; Metazoa; Chordata; Actinopteri; Pleuronectiformes; Soleidae. Gene Ontology annotation, molecular function: oxalate transmembrane transporter activity; chloride transmembrane transporter activity; secondary active sulfate transmembrane transporter activity. The record is from RefSeq and is a predicted model, not a curated record.